Molecule: messenger RNA, 216 nt
Organism: Meloidogyne enterolobii
Lineage: Eukaryota; Metazoa; Nematoda; Chromadorea; Rhabditida; Meloidogynidae
Source: the annotation of a GenBank genome assembly
AUGUAUGAAUAUGCUCCGAGGCCAACUUGUAGCUUGAAGAAGCCAGAUUGUGGCUCAAAAUAUUUGUUCUGUGACCUCUCCCAUGUAACUCCCCGUUGCGCAGCAAAAGCGCGUCCAGGUGGAGAUUGUAAAGGAUUUUUCAAAGGUGAAAAAGUUUGUUAUAACAGUGAAUGUGUGAACAAUGUCUGUGUUCGUUACCCGGUAAAUACAUAUUGA